GCCGACGCCGACGCCGACCCCGCAGAGACCGCCGAGCAGCCAAGCAGACGCCGCGCGCACCCCGACACAGGAAGUAAUCCGGAAUGUCACGAGCCCUGCUGCUGCUGUGUCCCGCCCUCCUGGUCCUGCUGGCGUGUCUCCAGCGGGCCGCCGCAGACGACGUCAUCAUGGAGAAGAGGGAUAUGGACUCGCCGUUCCUCAAUCGACUGUUUGAAGCAAAAAUGAAGAGACCCUUCUGCAACGCCUUCACUGGGUGCGGCAAGAAGCGGUCGGACGAGAGCGUGGGAACGCUGCUGGAGAUGAACUCUGAGCCGGCCGUGGCGGACCUCAGCCGGCAGAUCCUGUCCGAGGCCAAGCUGUGGGAGGCCAUCCAGGAGGCGCGCGCAGAGCUGCUCGCCCGCCGCCGCCAGCACGAGAUGCAGACGAACCGGCUGGCAGACUUCUCUCGCCCACUGGCUGUUGCGCAGUACCGCAAGAAGAGGGCAGCUGCCCCGCCCACUCCUGUGCAGGGCAUGAAGCCGUGGCGCCGGUAGACGGAGCGCGGCCCGGUCCCGCCAACGGUGGCAGCUGUCGCCACAGCCCGGCACGGCGACCCACCGCACCGGCACCGCACAUAUCUAGAGAAGAGAAAGCACUCGUAGUCGCCCGCUACACUGACCCUCGCCCUGCCCUGUACUGUAAAUAAAGCAUCGGACGCAGAUUUCGCUGUGCUAGUCAUUUGUAGCCUCCCCAUCCAUUCGCCCUGCAUCCCCAGUAAACUUCUGGGUGUGGAGUUCUGUUCCUCUUAUGUUAUAGAGGAGUUAGGCACUGUCCCUACUAAGUGUCGUUUCCUAAUAUUGUAAUGUUUACUUGUGUACUCUGCAUGCAUAAUAAAAUAC
This is a messenger RNA of Schistocerca piceifrons (Central American locust), 878 nucleotides long. It is a transcript of the gene CCAP, whose product is annotated as cardioactive peptide. The transcript has 6 exons. The record is from RefSeq and is a predicted model, not a curated record. Lineage: Eukaryota; Metazoa; Arthropoda; Insecta; Orthoptera; Acrididae. The coding region runs from base 84 to 533 and encodes 149 amino acids.